UGAGAGGGCCGGUGUCGUUUGUGUUGCGUUGGGUCAAAAAUGGUUAACUCAUUUUCGACCGACCGCGUAGAAAAAAGGGGCUCUCGAGAGAAAGGCGACAGGAAGGGCGAUUCCUCUCCGUGUGCUUUACGAAGGUAGAUCGUUGCGUAAUUUUCUUGAUUCCUCUGAUUUUUCGAUUCAGACCACGUUAUCUUCUUCCUUCCUCUCAAUCUGGUUGGGUUAUGGGGUUUGAAUCGAUUUCGUUUAACGAUUAAAAUUAGGGUUUCAAAACGAUUUGGGUAUAAAAUGAUUUGGGGAGAGGGGUUUUAAGCUCGUUCAAUUGAUAUGUUCUCUGUUUCGUUGCUCGUUGCUUCCGUUUGAGUAGCUCGUUGAUUUCUUUAAGUUGUAAUUCGUUUAAUUAUUUGAAUUCGUUGAAUUAAUAUUUAGUUUUUGCUGAUGAUUAUAAGCUUUGUACUGGGGUUUUGGUUGAAUUUGUUUCGCUAACUAAUUUGUUUUUAAGAUCGUUCAAUCUUCUUUUAACUUUCUCUUAUUUAUCUCGUUGAAUUCGUUUUGUGAUGAUGAUUAUUGUUGUUUAACUAUGUUCUUACAUAAUUUCUUUCAGGUUAACGAAAAUGGGACAAGAUUACAGCUACAGUCAGCCCUCUUCAUCAUCAGAGUCUCUAGACAUAACCUCCCUUCUUGAAGCCGAAUGUCAGAUUUACGGGGAUGAAGCUGACAGUAGCUACUGCAAUUCAUUGCCGGUUCAGUAUCCACGUCAACCAGAGGCUGAUGAUGGAAUCCCCACGACAUGUUACUGUGGAGCUCAGCCUGUUCUCGGAUGCUCUUACACUUCUAAAAAUCCAUACAGAAGGUACUUUACGUGCGACAAUGCUGAUGAUGGAGACUGCCACAUUUGGAAAUGGUGGGAAGUGGCAGUAAUGGAGGAGAUGAUGGAGUUUCAGAGACAACUUAGGGAUCUUAAGGUCCAAGGUUAUGAGAGUGAGCAGAAGGUCCUUCACCUUGAGAAGACGGUACAUGAGCUUUCCAAGAACAAAUCAGGAGUUAAGCUAACGGUCUGUCUGUUAGUUUUAAUAGGUUUGGUGUUAUUGAUUGUGCAAGGUAAGUUUCUCUCCUCUGUUUCAUUGUAUUUUCUUGAAUUUUGAUGAAACAUUUUAAUGUUUUAUCUCAUGUUUUUUUCAGGAAUCAUUGGAAAGGUUUCAAAGGAUAGUGGCGGUCUUCG
Messenger RNA from Brassica napus (rape), 1219 nucleotides. RefSeq lists its product as uncharacterized. Bases 612 to 1142 code for a protein of 176 amino acids. The record is from RefSeq and is a predicted model, not a curated record. The transcript has a single exon. Lineage: Eukaryota; Viridiplantae; Streptophyta; Magnoliopsida; Brassicales; Brassicaceae.